Molecule: messenger RNA, 9831 nt
Organism: Ahaetulla prasina
Lineage: Eukaryota; Metazoa; Chordata; Lepidosauria; Squamata; Colubridae
Gene: MRTFB
Product: myocardin related transcription factor B
Exons: 16
Coding region: 150-3443 (1097 amino acids)
Biological process (GO): smooth muscle cell differentiation
Source: RefSeq, a predicted model, not a curated record
GGAAAUAUAUUUGCCUUACUUUACUGGGCCAUUUUUGAUGUGGGGCUGUGUUGGAAGAGUUUCUUGAGCUUGACUCAGCCUUCCGUCCUUCCGAGGUGGGUAAAAUGAGGACCCAGAAUGUUGGCUUCAAUCAGUGUUGCUAGACCACAAUGGAACAUAAGGGGACAGUGGACCCGGAAGAUGAUUUGGCAUUAUUACCACGCCUUGCGCCUAGUCCUCACAGUGAAGCAGUGGCCCACGAAUUUCAAGAACUCUCUUUGCAACCAAACCAAUAUUUACCUCCUCUCAAUGAAAGGAAGAGUGUUCUUCAGCUGAAGCUACAGCAAAGGCGAACAAGAGAACAGCUGGUGGACCAGGGAAUCAUGCCACCUUUGAAGAGCCCAGCUGCGUUUCAUGAACAAAUAAAAAGUUUGGAAAGAGCCAGGACUGAAAACUUUCUGAAGCAUAAAAUACGCAGUAGACCUGAUCGAUCAGAAUUAGUCAGGAUGCAUAUUCUUGAAGAAACGUUUGCAGAGCCCUCUCUCCAGGCCACUCAGAUGAAGUUAAAGAGGGCGCGACUGGCAGAUGACCUGAAUGAGAAGAUCGCUCAGAGGCCGGGCCCUAUGGAACUGGUGGAGAAGAAUAUUCUCCCUGUAGACUCCAGCGUCAAAGAAGCAAUUAUAGCGGUUGGUCAGGAGAACUAUCCUCAAACACUGGAUGAAUUCUCAUUUGAUGAAGACAGCAGCGAUGCUUUAUCUCCAGACCAGCCUGGUAGUCAGGAGUCCCAAGGGUCAACUGCUUCCCCCGGAGAGCCCAAAACAAAAGAAACCCCCUCGCCGAUGACUCCAGCUUCCUCAGCCCCACAGUAUCCCCCCUUAGCAAUACCAGGAACUGACUUUCUGAAGCCACCUGUCACAGAUCAGCAUGUCACACGCACAACAACUGCUGCUCCUCUUACCACAAAUUCUGUGACUGCCACAAAACACUGCAGUGGGCCAACACUAAUAAAGCAACCUCACCCCAAGAACCCCAGUGACAGACCUCGGAGCAAGAAAUCCAAAGAACCAAAGCCCAGAGUGAAGAAACUGAAGUACCACCAGUAUAUCCCCCCUGAUCAGAAAUUAGAGAAGAACGAGCCUCCGAUGGACUCGAACUACGCUCGUUUGCUGCAGCAACAACAACUGUUUUUGCAACUGCAAAUCUUGAGCCAACAGCAACAACAUUACAAUUACCAGACAAUUCUUCCUGCACCACUCAAGCAAAUAAAUGACAAACAGGGUAACACUGCGAAUAUGCCACUCAAUGCUUUGAACAACAGCAUCUCUUCAGUAGCUGUCAGCACACCCAGACCGAACACUAACAUUUCAAAUAGAAAGCCAGGACCUCUUCCUCCUAGCUUGGAUGAGUUGAAGGUAGCUGAACUGAAAAUGGAAUUAAAGCUAAGAGGAUUGCCUGUGUCUGGAACCAAAAUUGAUCUCAUUGAGCGUCUGAAACCCUAUCAGGAUCUUAACAAUAAUUCCGUUGGCACAAGUAAUACAGCGGCCGGAACUGCUUCCAGUAAUGGACCCAGCAAACCUGGAGAAGGCACUAUACCGUUCCCUGCUGUGCCAUUAAAUAAGCCGGCAGUGAAUUCUGGUCCCAGUACCUCUUUAGAAACAGCACCUGUUGGAACCGGCAGCAAAACAGGACCCCUGGAACACGUGGGCUCCCCUCUGCCCAUUUCCCCUUCUCCUUCGGAACAGUCCAGUCUCGGAACGGACGAUACUAACAUGGCCGAUACUUUGACGGAAAUCAUGACCAUGAUGUCUCCGUCGCAGUUCCCAAGCGCUUCGCCUCUUCGAGCAGCCGCGCACGAAGACGGCGGGAACGCAUCCGGCAUGGACCUGGACGCCACGGAGAAGGACCGCAAGCUUCAAGAGAAAGAGAAGCAGAUCGAGGAGCUCAAAAGAAAACUGGAACAAGAACAGAAGCUGGUGGAAGUGCUGAAGAUGCAACUGGAGGUCGAGAAGAGAAGCCAUCAGCAGCAACAGCAGCAGGCCCAACCUUCUGCUUCUAAUUCGCCAAUGACUUUGAAUCCUCAGCCUAAUAGCUCUUCUGUGAAAGAAGAAAGCACCGUGGCAGACAGCGCUGAGGCAAGGCAGUUGGUCUCUGAUGCCAGCCAUGCUUUAGGGCAGCCCGGCUCAGCGGAGAUCCAAAAUCUAAUUGCCAAAAAGGCCGUGGUUAUCAAGCAAGAGAUACCUUUGGCCCAAGCUGAGCCGCAGAACGUCAUAUCUCAGUUCUACGUAAGUUCACAGAGACAGCCCCAAACGGCGGUCGUUGGCCAUCCUCAAGCUCUGCUGGCUGCCUCGGGGGCUGCCCAGCUGCUCCUGCCACUCUCCCUGCAGGGUCCAAAUUCAGCCACUUCGGUGCAACUGCCUGUGAGCAACAUUCAGGUUCAAACACAAGCUGGUAUUCCAACCAUCGCACAAGUAUCUACUUCUAGUUUGGUCCCCAAAGUACCACAGAUGCACAUGCCAUCCCCCAAACAAAAUGCUUCCCCACAGCAUGCAGCUGGCCAAACCUCAGAGAACAGAAAGGUAUUUCCUCCUACCUCACCUAACACAGUAUUUUCCUAUCAGAAUCCGUCUGCUACAAACCUUCAGCAACCUUUGUUUAAGCCAGCAUCAAAUACGACGCCUCACUCAGGGAACCAAGCACCCUUAGUGCAUAAUGGACCGAAUCCUCUUCAGAAGCCACCUUCCCCGGCUCAGUCCCAGCAAUACCUUUUGCAACAGUCCUUGUUCAACAGUUCAGGAACCAAAACGAAAGACCCCCCACGUUACGAAGAAGCCAUCAAACAGACGCGCAGCCUGCAGUCUUCUCAACGAGAGAUUUCCAGUGCCCACAGCCAGCAGAUGGAUGAUCUUUUUGAUAUCCUCAUUAAGAGCGGAGAGAUCUCUAUGCCUAUGAAGGAGGAACCUUUUCUGAUUUCCAAAAUGAGGCCAGUGACCGCCAACAUCACCACAAUGCCCGUCAACACCGUGGUGUCACGCCCACCCCCACAAGUCCAAAUGGCCCCCCCUCUCUCCUUAGAACCCACGAGCAAUUUCUCCUUAUCUCUGGAGAAUCAGUUGGAAGCUCUUCUGGAAGGCACUCUGCCCUCGGGAAACGGGAUGCCUCACCUGGCCCACAGUAACGAGGACAAAGAACCUUUCUCGGUCAUUGAAGAUCUACAGAAUGACCUCCUUAAUCAUUCUGGGAUACUAGAUCACUCCCACUCCCCAAUGGAGACCUCCGAUUCACAGUUCACCCCCAGCUCGUGUUUAUCCCUCGACCUCCCAGACCCAAAUUUAGACAAUAUGGAGUGGCUAGACCUCACCAUGCCAAACGCUUCGUCGGGAUUGACGCCGCUCAGCUCGACGGCUCCCAGCAUGUUUUCAACGGAUUUCCUUGAUCCACAGGAUCUGCAGUUGCAGUGGGAUUAAACUGAAAAAAAAAAAAGGCAGAACCGGACUCGACCACGUUUUUAAAAGCUCCACUUAACAAUAAGGUCCAUUGUUUCACUCUCCUUUGUUUUCAAGCUCAUCUCUAUAUAAUUAUCUUAGGGAUUUAAAAAAAAAUCACAGAGCACAAGGUUUUUAAAAAAAAGAUUAAGAAUGUUCCAACAAGAAAAGAUUGUGAUUACUGUAAGCUUAGGAGAAUGUGUCACGAGCAACGAUUCAGGUGAGUGGGCACGUUGAGAGCAAACUGUUUGGCUUAAGAACAGUGUUGUAGCACCUUUCGGUCUCUAUGGACACCCUCAACAAAGCUUUCAGUUACCUGGCGAGCAAGCUUUUGACUGAGAUAAAAUCCAAUGGGAUUUUAUAUAAAAGGAUGAAACUAGACGCUGUUUGGAUUUCUUCAUGACUUAAAAAGCUCCUUUCUCCCGCUAGUCAAUUCUUUUAAAAGACAAGCAGGUAUUUCCUUUUUAAGGCUUAAAGUUGCCAAGGUUGGAGACCCCUGCCCUAUUGCUUCCCAACAGACAGUUGCAGAACUCCAGAAUUUCACAGCACAGGUAGCUUGGUGUCCUUUGGUUAUCCUAUAUGCCAGGAAUUUCUGCAUGCAAAGCAUAGAGCUGGAUUGAAAAAUUGACAAAAAAAAAAUAAUCCGUUCAACAUCCACUACUUUUGAACACCAUCAGAGCUAUUCAAAUCUUUCCCAACGUUGCACCAUAUUUAGCCUAUUUUUUUUCUCUUUCUUUCGAAGAUGGAGAUUUUAAAAAAAACAAAAACCUGUAAACGAUAGGUCUCAACUUCUGUUUGUAAAGCUCAGCUGGCUGUCUUUUUAAUCAUGAAGAAAUUUAAAGAAAAAAAAACCCUUCUGCAGUAGUGUUUCCUAACCUUGGCAAUUUCCAGGUAUGUAGAUUCCCAAUCAGUCCCGGAAUUCUGCGGUAAGCAUCACCCUUGACAGAAUUCGGGGGUGGGGGGGUUGAAAGUCCACACACACAUGAAGCUGCCAAGGGGGGAGCACUUCUACGAGAUUGCUCAAUCAGAUUUUUCAAGCCAAAGUUCUCUUUUCAUUCCACAGAACCAAAUGAAUUGGAUAUUUAUUUGUUUGUUUUGAAAAAGAGAACCUGGUCAGAAUUUGGAUCGUUUCUCAUUAGAACAGUACUCAGUUCUGCAGGGGGAACCUUUUUUUUUUUUUGGCUUGUGCUCUUAGGAAUCCCAUAGAAUUGUCAUUGAUUCAAGGAGAACUAAUCCAGCCCUGUCAAGCAAUGUUUUGUUUUCGUGUUUUAUUAUCCAAUACACAAUAUUUUGAGCCGGUUGUGUAUUUGCCAUGCAUAUUUUGCCGUUUUGUUUUCUCCUGAAAGCCAUAACUGUGAAGAUGCCAAUUCAGGUUGGCUUAAUUGUCAAGGCGAGCUUUGAUAUUUUAGGAAUUGUUUGCUGGUGUCAAGGUAGCUCCAGGCCAAAACCAAAAACAUCGACAACUUCCCCCCGAAACGUCAGUUUGAGAUCCUUGUUUGGAACAAUUAUUCUUGUGCCAUUUUGCAUUUUUAUUUUAUCAUAUGCUGUUAUUCAAACAACUGCACUAAACUUUCUUUGUGAUUUAGCCUAGAGCUAGGAGUAUUUUCAGCCAGACAGUAUGAAAUGACUUUGAGAGAAAGUAAGUAUUUUCACCUUUUACCAUUCCAUUUCCCCAUCCUUUGAGGGAGAAUAAUCUUCAACGAAAUAUCUUUUUCUCCCACAUAAGAUCAGUUUGAAAUAAGAUAUUUACUGCUCUAUCCUGGGUUCAGUAGGGACGCCUGUGAGAUAUGAGCUCUGUGUUGCUGUCAUUUAGAAUAACUUCCAUAGAUGCAUCAUAUAUGAUGUUUUAAUCCAAAGAAGAGCGGAUAUCUUGACUUUAUCCUUAUGCUUCAAUAUGGAUGCUUAGCAAAUCUGACUUCCCAUCCCCAACUACCACUGGAUUUAAGGGACAGUUUGCCUUUUCAGCAAGAUGUGCUUAUCUAUAUAUACCUCUCUUUUUUGAAUUCUACCCCAGAGGACAAGGAAAAGGGCCCUGGAGAAACCAGGGAAGGCUGAUAUAAGACUGUUUCAUUAGCCUCCCCUGGUUUGGUACCUUUCAGAAGUAUCAGGCUUCUAGUUUUUUAAUCUCCUUGUCUCCAUAGCAGUCACAGAAACGUGCUAGGUUGUGGGGGAGUUAACUUACACCCUUAGAUAUAUUUCUGUCAUGUGUGGUGCAUCUCAAUGGUUUCGAAAUUGGUUCUACCCGAACACCCGCAAAUGUAAAUGAACCCUCUUCCCCAAGUGGCUCCCCUCCCAGCCCCCCUGAUUGUCAGUCCAGUUGUUGACGCUGAGCAAGCGUCUUUCUCUUCUGUUGUUUUAAAAUGUCAAUCCUGUAUAAGCAGCAUGUAUCGGAGGAGUAGAAGGCAAGACACGGGAUCCAUGGAGCUUCUAAAAAUGUGUCACCAGUCUGGUUUUAAACAAAGACUUUUCCUGGGAAUGCGGGUGUGCGUCUCUCACUGUGUAAUCGAGCUGGAAGCUACCAGGAUCUGUCUAUGGAGCCUGAUCCACACAGUUUGAGAAGUACUUUCUUACAGCUUGUAAGCAAUAGUUUGUGCUUUUGGCUUAGAAGGUGACACAAUCAUCAGUUAAGUUUGUAGAAAGCUUUUUUUUUUUUUGGUCCUCUUACUAACUGGGCUGCCAUUGCAGAGAGAAUGUACAUAGAGCUUUUUUUUUUAAAAAAAAAUAGUAUUGUGUGGUGGCAUGCUACACAAAUACCCUCAUGCGUAGUGUGCUACCCAAGCCAUACCGGAGCAUGCACAACAGAGAAUGCAAACCCAGCCUGGAAUAAAAUCCAGGCAGCAAAGUGGGGUAAGAAGUGUGAAGCUUCAUUCUAGGAAGAAAACAAACAAACAUUAAGGGAUCAUGAACAUUUAUAAUGGAAUCGUAUUUAUUUUUAGGUUAAGAGUGUGUGUUGUUUUUUCUGUGCAUUUCAGAGCAGAACUUUUAUCAUGAAACAUAUCUGGGUUUGCUUUUAAUUGGACAACCAGAGAUAUGCGAUCUUUACCAAGUGUAUGUGAACCUGAUAUUUGUGAACAGUUUCUUUAUAUUUAUAUACAUAUAUACAUAUAUAUAUAUAUAUAUAUACAGACAUAUAUAUUAUUGCUUGGGUAAUUUCUGUACACUUGAUAUAUAUAUUUUUUUUGGUAAGAUGAACAUUUGGCUCCUUAUCUUUGAUUACCAAUUGCACUGCUAGCCUCGUCUUUCUCUGCACACACACACAAAAAACACUUGGAAUUUGUUUAGUAGUACUAAGCAUGCCUUCUGAGUAAAUACCAAUUUUACUUCAGCUACGUGCUUUUCAUUUGCUUAGUAUUGCCUGCUUUUCUUCUUCUUCUUUUUUCUCCCCAUUUAUGAGAUCGGUCCACUCACCAGAGUUUCAGGAUUAUCCCCGCCUGCAGUUACACCAACUGGAAGAUCAUAUUUUGGAGAGUGGCUAGAAUGAAAACCUACUUGUUGCUUCUCUUGAGGACUGGGAAGGAAGAGAGUAGCAAAGAUUAUUGCAGGAGAAUCAACCUUUGCCAGCUGUUCUUCUGCGUCCAGAAUGUACAUGCUUGCAACAUAGUGUCAAACAUGGUUGCUCAGAAGUCCAAUAGGGAUGACUGAGUUGUAAGUUUAAGGUAGGGCUAUGGCAUUGUUCUCCAUAAUGCAAAUUAAUUUGCUAUAGAAGCAUAGCUAGAUUUGCUGUAUGCAAUAUACAAACCCCAGGGGGGAAAAAUAGCUUUGUCAGGGAGAUGUAUCUAUUUACCUCAGUCUCACUUUCCUGUGCUAGAUGAAGUUGUGAAAUGGCCCACAGAAGAAGAAAAAACCAAACCAAACCCACAGUUAUCUAUUUUCUGGAAUUCAUUUCUGGUUAUAUUUUCCUUGAUGUUUGAAAAGAGAGAGAGAGAGAGAGAGAACAAAUAAGCAAAAUGUGGUACUUUAGUACCAGUUUCUACUGUAAGGAUAUAGAUUUCUUCAAUCUCCUCCAACAUAGAGAUAUUUCAAGAUGACAUGUUAUUGUUAUUCCUAAUCCUGUACAUAUGAUGCCAUGUGAUAGUUCAAUGAUGGUAUUCAUUGUUUUCAGGAACUAGAGAUUAUUGGCACAUUGGAUAAAAUCUCUGCAAUUGUGCACAGAGAGAAAUUUAUGUCAUGGUUAUGAUUUUCAGCUUGGAGCUUUUUUUAUACAUGCAAAAAAAAUCUGCUUAACAAAUCUAUUUGGGUGGGCAUUUUCAAGCCCUUUUGUAGCCAAAUAGGGUCAGAAUAUAAAAAUGUUUCUUAUCAACCUCUCUUUUUAAAAAUACUUCAAAUUCUUAAUUCAUCAGCAGCGGUUAGUGGGUUGACAGUCCUUUGACUAAGAAAAUAAAUUCUGUUAUUUUAUUGGCACUGACUUCUGAGUAAACCUGCUUUGCUUUCUACUGCAGGCAUAUAUAUUGUACACACAAACAUGACUUACAUAGCCAUAGGUAUAGCUCCAGAACCAAUUAUUGAAUCGGUUUAUAUUUAAUGUCUUACUCUCCAAAACUUGUUCUUCCUCUUAAGUUUUCAAACAGUUUUUCGUUGUGAAAAGCAGAAAAUCUUCAAGGAUUUCUGAAUAAAAUAAGUGAGUAGUUAGUAGACCCACGAACCACGAUAAAGCCAAAGUACUUUUAAGUCUCCAGGUAAUCUAAAGUGUUUUAUUUUGGCUGGAUUAUACCUCACUUAUCAAGUCGGUGGAACUAUUCCUAACACGCUGCAUUGGAAUUGCGUUGCUCUCAAAUGAGAAUUGUCGUAAAGUUCUGUUAGAACUGGAAUACGGAAAUGCAAUUGCACCUGUUUCUGGAUGAGGAAACUACGUAGUUAGGCAAAGCUAAUGUAUGGUUGUAUUGAAUUUUGCAUUUUGAUAAAUUUAGACCGCUUGUCCUUUUGAUAAGAAAUCACGAUCAUUGGCAGCUCUUUACCUCUUCAUGGCACCGUUGUACAGUGAAUUAUAGUCUGUGUUAGCAGGACAUGUAUGAUUUCUUCAUAAUUCUAAAAACCGGGAGGAAAAAUAACCGUGUAAAAAAAACGGAAGCAAUUUGUUUCAUGAAUCACAUUUAUAAUCUGCAAACAAAUUGUGUAGCGCCGCGUUGAAGAAGAACCGAAGAGGGUUUUUCAAAUAUAUGCACCUCUAAUUUGAGUUUGGAAAGUCUCUCAGCUCUGUGUUGCCUACAGCCGAGGCCCGAAUGUGUCUCAAAUAAUACAUAGUCCUAGCCUAAAAAAAAAUUAAAAUAAAAUAAAAAAAAAUACCUGGCAAGUGCCAUUGCAACCGAAGGCUUCUUUGUGCCUUCGUUGUUUUUGAUAACGCAAACCGAGAAACCAGCAUUUUGUAUAUUUAUUUAUUUUUUCUCUCCUCCCCUCAGUUUCUGCAUGACGUUGCAGGUUCAGAAAUUCAGAGCCUUAAAGAAGUGGUCAUUGCAAAAUUACCCAGGAAAGUACCAAAGCGUUUCCACUUCUCUCGCCAAGGCCCACACCCUUAUAAUUCUUUUUUUUUUAAAAUCUACUAGGAAAAAAAAAUACAGAAGUUUUUCUGCAUUGUCCUCUAAAUCAGGGGUCUCCAGUCUUGGCAACUUUAAGCCUGGCGGACUUCAACUCCCAGAAUUCCCUAGCCAGCAAAGCUGGCUGGGGAAUUCUGGGAGUUGAAGUCCGCCAGGUUUAAAGUUGCCAAGGUUGGAGACCCCUGCUCUAAAUGUUACCUGUGGCGAUGGGGGGGGGGGGAAUCUUUAUUUUAUAUUGAAGAUGUAGAUAUUUUUGAGGUUGCUUCUUUCUUGGUGUCGAAUAAUAGGAAUACUCCCUCUUCUCCCCCCCCUUUUUUUUUUUUAAUUGUGAAACUGAAUUAAGACAUGAGCACAGAUCUCUGUGGUCAGACCUUUCUUAUUCCACUGUAUUGCUUGCUUGGUAAAAACAUCGUGCUUCGCAUGACGAGUGUUUCUCUUCUUCUUUUCAUACUCCCAAUUAUGUCUUAGCAUCUCACUUUAUGAAAAGAAGGAGAUCGAUAACCAGCCUGCACAGGUUGCCUCGUUAAAACGGCUUAUUUUUAAAGGGAAAGAAAACCUCAUGCUGGCGAGCCGAGCAUCCGGUGGUUUAAUUGCCUUUGUAAAAGAGACCACGAUGCCUUUUGUAUUUGCUGUUUGCACCUCCUACGAUCGAUUCCAUACGUUGACUUUUGCCAUGUUUUGCACAUUGUACUGUAUAUACGUAAUGCAUAUUGUAUUUUUUAUAUGUGUAGUACAUUUAUCAUAUAUUUUGUACAUAGUGGCAAGAUUGUAGCUAAAGGAAAAAAAAAAUAUCUCAGCAAUUUUUGGAAGUCGUGUGUCAAAUAAAACAAGUUAAUAGA